Molecule: messenger RNA, 4188 nt
Organism: Urocitellus parryii (Arctic ground squirrel)
Lineage: Eukaryota; Metazoa; Chordata; Mammalia; Rodentia; Sciuridae
Gene: Ephb3
Product: EPH receptor B3
Biological process (GO): protein phosphorylation; axon guidance; ephrin receptor signaling pathway
Cellular component (GO): dendrite; plasma membrane
Molecular function (GO): transmembrane-ephrin receptor activity; protein binding; ATP binding
Source: RefSeq, a predicted model, not a curated record
CGGCGCAGCAAGAACCCAGCUCGGACCCCGGACGGAGAGCCCACCCGGAGACCCGGAUCUGAGUCGGGCCCCCGGCGGACUGCCGGAUUACUGUGCACCUCGAACCACGACCACCUGCUCCCUCCUGCCUCCCGGAGUCCUCGGCAUCCGGCCACCCUGCGCCCCGGAUCCUCCUGGACCGGUCGGUCCGGAUUCCCGCGGGACCGACCUGCCCGCAUCCCUCAGGAUCGCCGGGCUCGGGGCGCCGCCUCGGUCCCAGAACCGCCCGCCUGGAUUGCACCCCUUCUUACCCGGGUCUCCUGGGACCGUAAGCCAGCCUACCCACGAGCCUGCCAAGCGGACCCUCUCUCGGGUGCACGCAGCCCCGCCGGCACGGCCCGGCCCGGCGCGGCCCGGCUCGGCUCCAGGAGUCGCCCCGGCCAUGGCCCGAGCCCGCCCGCCGCCGCAGCCGUCGCCGCCGGGGCUCCUGCUGCUGCUCCCUCAGCUGCUGCUGCUGCCGCUGCUGCUACUCCCCGCCGGCUGCCGCGCUCUGGAAGAGACCCUCAUGGACACAAAAUGGGUGACGUCUGAGUUGGCAUGGACAUCUCAUCCAGAAAGUGGGUGGGAGGAGGUGAGUGGCUAUGACGAGGCCAUGAACCCCAUCCGCACCUAUCAGGUGUGCAACGUGCGUGAGUCRAGCCAGAACAAUUGGCUUCGCACGGGAUUCAUCUGGAGGCGGGACGUGCAGCGGGUCUACGUGGAGCUCAAGUUCACUGUGCGUGACUGCAACAGCAUCCCUAACAUCCCUGGCUCCUGCAAGGAGACCUUCAACCUCUUCUAUUAUGAGGCUGACAGUGAUGUGGCUUCAGCCUCCUCCCCGUUCUGGAUGGAGAACCCUUAUGUGAAAGUGGACACCAUUGCACCGGAUGAGAGCUUCUCACGGCUCGAUUCGGGUCGAGUCAACACCAAGGUGCGCAGCUUUGGGCCGCUUUCCAAGGCYGGCUUCUACUUGGCCUUCCAGGACCAGGGUGCCUGCAUGUCGCUCAUCUCCGUGCGCGCCUUCUACAAGAAGUGUGCAUCCACCACCGCAGGCUUCGCACUCUUCCCUGAGACCCUCACUGGGGCCGAGCCCACCUCGCUGGUCAUUGCUCCUGGCACCUGCAUCCCUAAUGCUGUGGAGGUGUCGGUGCCCCUCAAGCUCUACUGCAAUGGCGACGGGGAGUGGAUGGUGCCUGUGGGCGCCUGCACCUGUGCCACUGGCCAUGAGCCAGCUGCCAAGGAGUCCCAGUGCCGCCCCUGUCCCUCUGGGAGUUACAAGGCAAAGCAAGGAGAGGGGCCCUGCCUCCCCUGCCCCGCCAAUAGCCGCACCACCUCCUCGGCCGCCAGCAUCUGCACCUGCCACAAUAACUUCUACCGUGCUGACUCGGACUCCGCAGACAGCGCCUGUACCACGGUGCCAUCUCCACCCAGGGGUGUGAUCUCCAAUGUGAAUGAGACCUCACUGAUCCUUGAGUGGAGUGAGCCCCGGGACCUUGGUGGCCGGGAUGACCUCUUGUAUAAUGUCAUCUGCAAAAAGUGCCGUGGGGGUCCCGGGGUCGGGGGACCCUCAACCUGCUCACGCUGUGAUGACAACGUGGAGUUUGUGCCUCGGCAGCUGGGCCUGACAGAGCGCCGGGUCCACAUCAGCCAUCUGCUGGCCCACACACGCUACACCUUUGAGGUGCAGGCGGUCAACGGUGUCUCUGGCAAGAGCCCUCUGCCACCCCGAUUCGCAGCUGUGAAUAUCACCACCAACCAGGCUGCUCCAUCGGAGGUGCCUACGCUACGCCUGCACAGCAGCUCAGGGAGCAGCCUGACCCUGUCCUGGGCCCCUCCCGAGCGGCCCAAUGGAGUCAUCCUGGACUAUGAGAUGAAGUACUUCGAGAAGAGUGAAGGCAUUGCCUCCACAGUGACCAGCCAGAAAAACUCGGUGCAGCUGGAUGGGCUGCGGCCUGACGCGCGCUACGUGGUCCAGGUCCGUGCCCGGACUGUAGCUGGCUAUGGGCAGUACAGCCGCCCAGCUGAGUUUGAGACCACGAGUGAAAGAGGCUCUGGUGCCCAGCAUCUCCAGGAGCAGCUUCCCCUCAUUGUGGGCUCCGCGACUGCCGGGCUUGUCUUCGUGGUGGCCGUUGUGGUCAUCGCUAUUGUUUGCCUCAGGAGACAGCGGCACAGCUCUGAUUCGGAAUACACGGAGAAGCUGCAGCAAUACAUUGCUCCUGGAAUGAAGGUUUAUAUUGACCCUUUUACCUACGAAGACCCCAAUGAGGCUGUGCGGGAGUUUGCCAAAGAGAUUGAUGUGUCCUGCGUCAAAAUCGAAGAGGUGAUUGGAGCUGGGGAGUUUGGGGAAGUGUGCCGGGGUCGGCUGAAACAGCCUGGCCGCCGGGAGGUGUUUGUGGCCAUCAAGACACUGAAGGUGGGCUACACUGAGAGGCAGCGGCGGGACUUCCUAAGUGAGGCUUCUAUCAUGGGCCAGUUCGACCAUCCCAACAUAAUCCGGCUGGAGGGUGUAGUCACCAAAAGUCGGCCUGUCAUGAUCCUCACUGAGUUCAUGGAGAACUGUGCACUGGACUCCUUCCUCCGGCUCAACGAUGGACAGUUCACAGUCAUCCAGCUGGUAGGCAUGUUGCGGGGCAUUGCUGCUGGCAUGAAGUAUCUGUCUGAGAUGAACUAUGUGCACCGAGACCUGGCUGCCCGCAACAUCCUUGUCAACAGCAACCUGGUCUGCAAAGUCUCAGACUUUGGCCUCUCUCGCUUCCUGGAGGAUGACCCUUCCGAUCCCACCUACACCAGCUCCCUGGGCGGGAAGAUCCCCAUCCGCUGGACUGCCCCAGAGGCAAUAGCAUAUCGGAAGUUCACCUCUGCUAGUGAUGUCUGGAGCUACGGAAUUGUCAUGUGGGAGGUCAUGAGCUAUGGAGAACGACCCUACUGGGACAUGAGCAACCAGGAUGUCAUCAAUGCCGUGGAGCAGGAUUAUCGGCUGCCACCACCCAUGGACUGCCCCACAGCACUGCACCAGCUUAUGCUGGACUGCUGGGUGCGGGACCGGAACCUCAGGCCCAAAUUCUCCCAGAUCGUCAACACCCUGGACAAACUCAUUCGCAAUGCUGCCAGCCUCAAGGUCAUCGCCAGUGCCCAGUCUGGCAUGUCACAGCCCCUCCUGGACCGCACAGUCCCAGAUUACACAACCUUCACAACAGUCGGUGACUGGCUGGAUGCCAUCAAGAUGGGGCGCUACAAGGAGAGCUUCGUCAGUGCGGGGUUUGCAUCCUUUGACCUGGUGGCCCAGAUGACUGCAGAAGAUCUGCUCCGGAUUGGGGUCACCCUGGCUGGCCACCAGAAGAAAAUCCUCAGCAGUAUUCAGGACAUGCGGCUGCAGAUGAACCAGACACUGCCUGUGCAGGUCUGACACCCAGCUCCUACUGGGGGUGCCCCCCCAGGACUGCGCAGGGACUCCGACUAGCCAGCUGGACUUUUGGACUUUUGGAUGCCUGGCCUUAGGCUGUGGCCCAGAAGAUGGAAGUUUGGGGAAGGCCCAAGCUAGGACUUCUCCAGGCCUGUGCUCCCUCCCCAGGAAGUGUGCCCCAAACCUCUUCAUAUUGAAGAUGGAUUAGGAGAGGGGGUGAUGACCCCUCCCCAGAUGCCUCUGGGCCCAGGCCUUCCUGCUCUCCAGUAGGGGAUCCCCACAACCUCAGACUUGGCUAUUCUUCAGGCUGGAGGUCCUGGCAGGGUCAGGUGGGGGGGUAAGCCUGGGUUCCACAGGGCCCAGCCCUGGCAGGGUCUGGCCCCCCAGGUAGGCAGAGAAUAGUCCCUCCCUCAGGAACUGGAGGAAGGGACUCCAGGAAUGGGGAAAUGUGACACCCAUCCUAAAGCCAGCUGGCACCUCCAGUUUGCACAGGGACUUGUUCUGGGGGCUAAGGGCCCUGCCCCCACCCCCGCCCUUGGUGCUGUCAUAAAAGGGCAGGCAGGGACAGGCAGAGGAUCAGCCCCUUGCCCCCCAGAGACUGACUCUCAGAGCCAGAGAUGGGAUGUGUGUGUGUGUGUGUGUGUGUGUGUGUGUGUGUGUGUGCACGCACUGGCCUGCACAGAGAAUAUGGAUGAGUGUGCAAAGCUUGGCCAUGUGCCCCACGGGGGGCCAACUGGGCCAACAGCGGAAUAAAGGCAAUAAGAUGA